This is a messenger RNA of Filobasidium floriforme, 843 nucleotides long. RefSeq lists its product as uncharacterized. The transcript has 7 exons. The record is from RefSeq and is a predicted model, not a curated record. The coding region runs from base 1 to 654 and encodes 217 amino acids. Lineage: Eukaryota; Fungi; Basidiomycota; Tremellomycetes; Filobasidiales; Filobasidiaceae.
AUGCGUUUCUCCAUCACUACCCUCAUUGCCAUCCUUCCUUUGGCCUCGGCCGCUCUCGUCUCCCGUCAAGCCGCUGGAGAGCCUCCCGUCUGUGCUGCCACCUGUUUGACCUCGAGCUUGACUGACACUGGCGGCUGUGACCUCAGCGACACCGCUUGUAUCUGUCAGAACGAGGCGGUCAUUGCAACCAUCUUCGGUUGUAUCGCUUCGAGCUGCCCCGAGUCUGACCGUCAGGCCGCUGCCGACUUUGGCGCUCAAUACUGUACCGCCGCUGGUGUCUCUGUCCAGCUCCCUGGUGCUACUUCCGUCGCCACCGAGACCGCUACGGCCACCGCCACCGAGACCUCGAUCGCUACCGUUACUACUGACGGUGCCGCCGCUUCGAGCGCCAGUUCCAGCGCCGCGAGUGCCGCUGAGAGCGCCAUGUCUUCCGCUUCGUCUGGAGCUGCGGGCGCUGCCGCGUCCGCCUCUUCAGUUGCUAGCUCCGCCGCUGCUGAAGCUUCGAGUGUCGCCUCCAGCAUCAAGUCUGCUGCCACCUCGGUCGUCGCUUCGGCUACCAGCGCUGCCGCUGAUGCCACCAACGCUGCCUCUGGCUUGAAGGUCCCCGCCGCUGGUCUCUUGGCUGGUGCUUUGGGCUUGAUUGUUGCCCUGUAAACUUGGGCAUCACACGUCAACCCUGUUUUCCCCUGGUCACGUCUCUCUCUCACUCUCUUUACCCUUGUCCUCGGUGACAAGGGCUUUUAAUUCGAUGAUGUUUCCUUGUCUUUUGCCCUCCUUGUCAAUCGUUCCAGGAUGCUAUUCCCUACACUCGUUCCACGUCCAUGCAAUCAAGUAUCCUGGUCA